Molecule: messenger RNA, 1650 nt
Organism: Hydatigera taeniaeformis
Lineage: Eukaryota; Metazoa; Platyhelminthes; Cestoda; Cyclophyllidea; Taeniidae
Source: the annotation of a GenBank genome assembly
AUGGACGAAGCAAAGAAGCAGCUCUCGGCAGCCUUGAUGCAAUCGAAGGCGAGUGUGGUAAAUUGGUGGAUAUCGCAGACCGUUGGUUCUGCUCGUCUUCCCAAACCCGCGGAAUCUCUCUCCCCAACUCCCUCUGGAGAUAUGGACUUCUCAAACGCCUCUCCCAAAACCUCCUCAGACAUGAUCAUUCCUUCCAGAGAACGCGACGAGCACGACUUGAUUGAGUCCAUGUUUGGCUUCUUAAUCGACACUCUGGAUGGUGGGGAUUCGCUGCAAUCACUGAACCGCCUUCUAAAAUCCACCAUCCGAAGCGCUACAGUCGCACCGAAUACCAAGUCGCGUCACGCACCAAUGCUGGGUAGUCUCCCACGACGAAUCUCCACCUCCUUUUCCUUUGACAAGAUUCAGCCGGCCUGCGAGUUCACCUUCGUCGCUGUAGUUAGUCGGAUUCUGCAGCAGCAGAGACUCACUAUCCAGCCAGGGGUUAGUGAGAUGACAUUCCCCGAAAAUGUGGUUCAGCAACUUGUGGCCUUUAUUGAAAGGGCCUGGUACGUUGUCAAUCGCCAAUUGCCCAAACCUCUAAGGGAUGGUGGUCAGUGUCAAAAGAAACCGCAUGAAAUGCUCACUUGGAUUAAAUUGAUCAAUGAUAUUGCUGGAGAUGCCAUUGAUCAACUUGCGCUUCAAGAGCAGUCGGCCAUUCUUCGACGCACCAAGACCAUAAGCGCUGGACAGCGGAUGGAUCUUGAGUCAGGUCGCCAUGUGCUCCCACGAGCGCGAAGUUUUUUGCCGCCGCAUACUCCGUCAUUCUUGGCCACGGAAGGCGGGGUCGCUUCCUCAUGGCUGCAAUCUACGCGCCACGUGCACAUCGUUUCUCCUAGCGCUCUUCCCGACUCCAGGCAGACGUCCGUGGUGCAAGAAUCCUCUACCCCAGCUUCUAUGAUCUCACCAGCCGAUUCGCAGUUGACUGGCGUUGACUCUGAUGACAUCAGUCUCGCCACAACUCGCCGCGAUUCCGAACCAACAGCCUCUGUUCAUAGCCUCCUCGGACGUCGUACACAACUUCGUCGCAACGCCUAUCCGCUGCGUUAUGUAAAACGCGCCAUCACGCCGCUCAACACCACGUCCUCGUCCGAUUUAGAGAAGCGUCACCAGCAUAGCCUCGAUAAAACUGAGCUGAGUGACUUGAAACAAAUCAAUGCCCAAAUUACUGAAGAACUGAAAGAAGUCACUCGGAAUUACAAUCAACUACUUCGAGAUGAACUUGAAAGGAGGGAGACCUACAUCGCAGCACUUGAACGACUGACUAAAUCUUCAUUGUCUUUGAACGACGUACUUGCAUCACCUGCUCUUGGUGUUGGCGAAGGAACUCAUAUCUACGCUGGCAUUUCCAAUGGCUUCCCUCCCCUUUCUAAUUGGUUAAGCGAACUUGGAAUCCCCAUGAGUGAAAUUGAAAUAAUUAUCAAUCACAAAAUCGACCCGAAUGACUUCCUGGAGUUGAUUACAAAGGACGACCUCUGGAGAUUGGGACUCAGGCAAGUAGCUAAGGUUGAAAUUGCUCUCAUAGUCUUUCGGCCACUUUUCACUGAGCCUUUAAGCCUUUUCCACUACGACUACGUCUACGUAAGGCUUGGCUCGUGCAAAAUGUUUUAA